Messenger RNA from Neohortaea acidophila, 579 nucleotides. RefSeq lists its product as uncharacterized. Bases 1 to 579 code for a protein of 192 amino acids. Lineage: Eukaryota; Fungi; Ascomycota; Dothideomycetes; Mycosphaerellales; Teratosphaeriaceae. The record is from RefSeq and is a predicted model, not a curated record. The transcript is spliced from 2 exons.
AUGGGCACUCGCGGACUCCUGGCGUUCAUCAUCCGCGGCCGCAAAAAGGGAACCUACAACCACUCCGACUCGUACCCCGAGGGCCUGGGAAAGAAGCUUGUCAGCUUCAUCAAGAGUCUCAACAGCGCCCAAAUUCAGCAAAUGAUUGAGAAUCUCGAGAAAAUUGAGUGGGUCAAGAUGAAUGAUCCCGUCCCCCAGGACCUUGCAAACCGCUACGCCGCCGCCGGCUUCACGGAUCGCAAUCUAGGCCGCUUCGACGAUUGGUACACGACGCUCCGCUGGGUGCAAGAUGGUGGUUGUCUGCAGGCCAUUCUGGAGGGGACGCUGUCGCAUCUCAUUGACUAUACCAACUUCGAGAAUGAUCGGACGUUUUGUGAGUGGAUUUACGUUCUGGAUUGGGAGAAGCGCGAGCUGGAAGUCGUCGAUCAUUACCAUGGUAUCGUUCGGGAGAAGCGAUCAUUUGCUGAGGUGAGUGAGGAGUGGAUGGAUGUGAUGCAGAAAAAAGUGUAUGACCCUCAAGUUGAUGAAGACGGCAAUGAUUUGGGAGAGGACAUUGAUCGCGGCUCGGGCAGCGAUUAG